Messenger RNA from Populus nigra (black poplar), 2552 nucleotides. RefSeq names its product KH domain-containing protein HEN4-like. The transcript is spliced from 9 exons. Gene Ontology annotation, molecular function: mRNA binding. Gene Ontology annotation, cellular component: nucleus; cytoplasm. The coding region runs from base 197 to 2239 and encodes 680 amino acids. Gene Ontology annotation, biological process: regulation of gene expression. Lineage: Eukaryota; Viridiplantae; Streptophyta; Magnoliopsida; Malpighiales; Salicaceae. The record is from RefSeq and is a predicted model, not a curated record.
UCUUCUCUUUUUGUUGUUUCACUUUUGUUUUUCUGUCUGACAUGUUUUAGCAUACAUUUAUAAAAACCUAGUUUCAGCACACUCAUCAUAUCUUCGUUUCUUCCUCAAAAUUGAGCGCCAAGGCCUCCAGAAAGACCAUCAAUUUAACUAGCUUCUUCGAAACUCUUGAAAUAGAUUUUGCCAGUUAUCCGUGGGCAUGUCUACUGCAUUGACGCCUUCAAAGAGACUGCAUGAUAGUAAGUCCACGGAGACCAAUGGGAAAGGAAAGCGGCAAAACACAGCUGGCACCAAUUCCCCCAAUCAACCCUUGAAAUCCUCUCCGGCUGCUGUAGUUUUCCGUAUAUUAUGUCAUGCUCCAAAAAUUGGCACUGUCACUGGGGAAGGUGGUGCUGUUAUUUCACAAAUUCUUCAAGAAACUGGUGCAAAGGUUAUCGUGGAGGAAAAUAUACCUGGGUGUGAUGAGCAGAUAAUUGUUAUCACUGGUUCUGAUGAAAAGACUGAAGUCAGUAUUGAACAGAGCAAAAAGGAUGGUGAUGAAGAGGCUAAUGUGGCUGAAGAGAGUGAUAAUAAAAAUGACGGCAAUGAGAAGGAAGAAGAGAAGGAAGGUGUUCCUGUAGAAGACUCAGGGACUGUAAAAGAAACUUCAUCAAUGCAGAAAGCGUUGUUGCUUGUUUCGGAAAAAAUGUUUGAAGCAGAUCCGGUGACAGAUGGAGGGGAUGAGGAAAAUAACAAGCCUUCUACUUUUAUUUUGAGGUUACUUGUCCUUUCCAGUCAAGUUGGCUGCCUUUUGGGAAAGGGUGGCAGUGUAAUCAAACAAAUGUCAGCUGAAAGUGGGGCACAGAUUAGGAUCUCUCCUAGGGAUAGACUUCCCAUAUGUUCCUCAGUUUCUGAUGAGCUAGUUGAGAUAACAGGAGAGGUUGAUGCAGUUAGGAAAGCUCUCCAAUCAGUUUCUAAACAGCUUUUGGAGAAUCCACCAAGGGAUCAUGACUCUUUCCCUGCCAAUCCUUCUGGGACUUCAUCACAUUCAUCCGGCCAUUCUCAUCCCAGGCCAGAAGCUUACCUGCAACGCCAUUCUUUUUCUGGUCGUGGAAAACCUUAUGCUGUUAGACCCCGGGAUCGUCAUGAAAGUGUUAUCCAGGAUCAAAUGAAACCUGUGCCUGACGUACUAACCUUCCGCUUAUUGUGUCACAAUGAGAGAGUAGGAGGUGUCAUUGGAAAGGGAGGUACAAUAAUAAAGAUUCUUAAGCAAGAAACUGGCUGUGAUAUUAAAGUUAUGGAAGGAGUUUCUGAUUCGGAGGACCGAGUAAUUGUCAUCUCUGGUCUGGCGCACCCAGAUGAUAGGAUAUCAGCUCCUCAAGAUGCAGUUAUUCGUGUGCAGACCAGGAUAGCUAUGGCUAUAUCCAACAAAGAGAAGGCUAUAAUAGCAAGGCUUCUUGUUUCCUCUAAUCAAAUUGGUUGUCUCCUUGGCAAGGGUGGCGCCAUCAUGUCUGAAAUGAGGAAGUCAUCUGGCGCCUAUAUUCGUAUACUAGGGAAGGACCAGAUUCCAAAUUGUGCUUCAGAAAGUGAAGGAGUGGUUCAGAUAAACGGAGAGUUUGAGGUAGUUAAAGAGGCUCUUUUGCAGAUAACCACUAGGUUAAGGCAUCAUUUCUUCCAAAAUCUAUUUCCUUCCAUGGACCAUCUUUCAAAUCCUGCAUUUUUGGAUCAAGUACCUCCAUUUCCUCCAUAUAUGGGAAGGAAGGAACUCUCUCCUCCAUUCCAUUCAUUUCCCAAUUUUGAUGGAAUGGUUGGUGCACCUCCACAUGUCAGUUUCCCUCCCCAUGAUGAUCAUCCUCCUUUCAUGCACAAUAUUCAUAGACCAGGGAUGCCCCCACAUAUAGCUGAAAGAAAACCAUGGGGUCCUCAGGGACUUGUUGAAGGUGGUGGCCCAAUGGGCUUGCCAGACUUUGCAGGACCUCCACAUAGAAGAAUUUCAGGUUUUGGAGGGGUGAGCCAUCCAGCUAUAAUUACAAGUACUACUAUAGAAGUUAUUGUUCCUCGUACCAUUGUUCCUGUAAUUUAUGGAGAAGAUGGCGCAUGUUUGAAACAAAUUCGUCAGAUCUCUGAUGCAAAAAUUACCAUUAACGAGCCAAAGCCAGGAGCUUCCGAAACUGUGAUUAUAAUAUCUGGGACACCUGAACAGACCCAUGCAGCACAGAGUCUUAUUCAAGCAUUUGUUAUGAGUGAAAGGGAGUCUUCCUGAACUUAUUGAUUAGCUUGAAAAAAGAACUAACUCAUUUAAAUGCAACUGAGACUUGAUAUCUCCGGUGGCACUGAAGAUCAUGAAGAUUGAAGAUCUCCAUAGAUCAAAAUUAGCAGUUUUGUGAGUACAGUAAAACCCACCUGAACUUACCUAUGAACAGAUAUCAUACUUUGCAGAUUGAUUAGCUCCUUCUUGGAUUGCAUGUCUGGUGAAUGUCAUAUGAAGUGUUAUAUAAUGAUGAAAUUGUACCUUCAACAUCCAUGAAAGUUGGUGAUGAUGAACUUAUAUUAAAUGGAAAGCAAUCUUUGAUUAA